Epinephelus lanceolatus (giant grouper) is the source of this 10462-nucleotide messenger RNA. It is a transcript of the gene pde4dip, whose product is annotated as phosphodiesterase 4D interacting protein. Gene Ontology annotation, molecular function: molecular adaptor activity; zinc ion binding. NCBI's taxonomy places the organism in Eukaryota, Metazoa, Chordata, Actinopteri, Perciformes, Serranidae. Gene Ontology annotation, biological process: centrosome cycle; regulation of Golgi organization; positive regulation of microtubule nucleation. The record is from RefSeq and is a predicted model, not a curated record. Gene Ontology annotation, cellular component: Golgi apparatus; centrosome; nucleus.
CUCGUUGUCUCGUUACGAAAGCGGCUCGAGGACUGACAGCCUCUCCCUCCAUCCUCAGCUGAUGAAGCCGAUGCUGGUGAGGAGACAACGGAUCGGGGACCCGGACAGUCUCCGGUGAACCUUCAAACAUCCAAAGCGUCGAUCGGGACGGAUCAGUUUUUUUUUUCCGUGUUCGUGUCGGAUUGUAACGGGAGCGGCUGCUGCAGCGGAAAGAUGCUGUCAUGCACAGAGACGUCAUUGAUUUAAAAGGCAAAAACAUACAGCAGUGACAUCAACUGGGGAUCGUUUCUAUCACAGGAAUCACUGGGACAGAAAUACAACCCGGAUCGACCUGACGGCAAAUGUCUGCAGUGAAUCAUAGAGGAAGUGACAGUGUAACCCAUGACAGAGAUUCACUCACAUCCGCUCCGCCUGGAAAUCUUCACUGAAUUAACGCUGCUGAUCGCGUUGUCACGUUGACAUGUCAGCGUGAUCCGGAGACAUUUGUGUUUUUGAAUCAGGAUAACUAUAAUUAGUCUUUAUGAUCGAUUCAAGUUCUUCAAGCAGGGAAACAGUUCAUCCUAAAAAUCUCACUGUCUGCCAAGAAAUUAAUCACAUUUUAUUUUAUUAAGGCUUCUAAUUUGGUACACAGUAAUCCAAAGAAUGAUAUUUGUGUUAGAGGCAAAACUUCAGAUUUGAGAAGCUUUAAAUCAUUAUCUUCUUCAGAUGAAAUCUGAAACAUAAAUAUUUAAAAUCAGGACAGCGGUUCAAGACUUGACAUUGAAACAGGAAGGACGGGGGCUGGAGAGGGACAAAAACACAUUUAAGCAUCUUUGUACAAGACUUUUAAGAUAAAGAACUCUAAAAUGUGAUUUUAAUGUAUCCCAACUUUUUGAAUCAAUGCAGCUGUCUCACCUACUUCAUAAGAUUUGGAUGAACAAGGCUUUUUUCUGACACACCUAAAAAAACUUUUGGAUCACACCUGCACAAAGGUCCAGGGAAAAUUCAGCACUUUAAGGUUACUUUGAACAGUUGUGAUUUCCUACAAUCCAAAGACACCUUUCACAUGUGUAGAAAGAAACUGACUGGACUUUAAAGCGCUGCUGUAUUAUUUAUAGUCAGUCCACUGCUGCUGUGAUGCUGGACGUGGUGAAGAUGAAGGAGGCGUGCAGGAUCUGCGCCCGCGAGCUCUGCGGCAACCAGCGUCGAUGGAUUUUCCACCCAGCGGCCAAGCUCAACCUGCAGGUGCUGCUGUCCCACGCUCUGGGCCACGAGCUGACCCGGGACGGCCGUGGGGAGUUCGCCUGCUCCAAGUGUGCCUUCAUGCUGGAUCGCAUGUACCGCUUUGACACGGUCAUUGCCCGCGUGGAGGCCCUGUCACUGGAGCGCCUUCACAAGCUGCUGCUGGAGAAAGACCGGCUGAGGCAGUGUAUUGGAGGCCUGUACCGGAAGAACAACACAGAGGAUGGGAAUGUGGCUCCUCCUGGGUCUGUUGUGGGGGUCGUUGUGACCGAAGUGGGCUCUGAAGAUUCUCCUGUGGUGGAUCUGUCAGUCCUGCAGGAUGGAAGAUACUCAGAUAUGAUCCAGGAUGAUUUGACUUACUCAGUGUAUGAAUCCUGGGCUGAUAAAGAGGACUCUGCCCUGGACCAGCACACCCACCACCACCACCACCACCACCACCACCAGCACCACCACCUCCAGUGUCCAGGAACAGACUCUCUCCCUGGCCAGAAGCCGAGGCGGUGUAGGGGUUGUGCAGCGCUCCGUGUUGCUGAUUCUGACUAUGAGGCGGUGUGUAAGGUUCCUCGCAAGAUUGGGCGCAGGAGCACAUCCUGUGGCCCAUCUACCCGCUACUCAACAGCAACUCUGGGGGUUGAGGACCCCCCCAGAACCUCUGGAGAGUCUGAGGCAACAGCUGUCGUCUUUGAGUCCUCCUUAGCUGAGCUGGACUCUGAUAAGACCAUGUGUGACAGGACGAGUCCCAGCCCGGCGUCAUCUGUUGAGUCUCUUGACACCGCUGUGGACGUGAGCUGCCCUCCUGCAAACCACAAAGAAAGAGAGGAAACUGAACCACAGGAGGCUCCAGUGAGAAGGGACACUCCAUGGGACAAACAACUGAGUGAGAGCGCCCACUCUGGACUUGAGAUGACGCUGAGCCUUCUGAGGGGCUGCGAGUACCGGCCAGUGAAGCCCAACAGGGGCAGCAAGAUCCCAGUUCUGGUCAAAGCCAAACUGGAGCAAGGCCUGUCACUGUCCCUGCCCACACCACUGAGGUCACCCUGUGGAGGGGCAGCAGACUGUGAGCUGUACCCUCACCAGCCCAUACCGGAGGUCGUGACCCCAUGUCCCCAGCAGGAGCUGCAGGCGGAGCUGGCAGAGAUGGAGGAGCAGUGGAUGGAUGAUUAUGUUGAGUGCGGGCCGUUCCGCUUUCAGCAGAGGCUGAUUGAUGAGCAGCAGGGCCAGCUCAGUCAGUAUGAGAGUGCUGCUGGACAGUGUGUCAGUGAGCUGCAGAAGGCCCAGGACCAGGUCUGCUCGCUCCAGGCCAAGAUCAGAGAGAGCGAGACCAGGAACCAGAAGCUGCAGGAGCGUCUCGGUGACAUGGAGUUGGAGCUGCGUUCAGCCCAAGAGGAAGCCCAGCGGCAAGAGCGAAACAUCCAGAACAUCACAGAUACUGUGAACUCCAAGGAGGCAGAGGCUGCAGAUCUGUAUCGGGUGAUUGAUGAACAGAAUAAGAUGCUGUGUUCUCUCAAAGAGCUCGCCAACCGCAACCAGCUGCAGCAGCUGCAGGUGUCUGGUGCAGACAGCAUUCGAGGUCAGGGUGAGGUGCUGGCUCUGCAGGCGUCUCUCUUCCAGGCUCAGCUAGAGCUGAAGGCUGGUCAGCGGGCGCAGCGGCAGGCAAGCAGGACGCAGGAAGACUUGAAUCGAGCUCUGCAGAGGCUGGAGAAAGACCUGCAGGGGGCGCUGCAGCACAGGAGGGAGACAGAGAGACACAACCAGGAUCUGCAGCUGGCUCUGGAGAAGGCUCGAUCGGCCCUGCAGGACAGAGAGGAGCAGCUGAGAGAGGGAGAGCAAGAGAGACAGAGACAGGCCGAGGAGAGAGAGAGGACCAUCAGAGACCUGAAGACAUCGCUGCAGACCAAAGAGCAGCUGAUAGAGGACUACUGUGAGCUGUUGGAGGAUCCAAAGGAGAAGAAAGACUCUCUGCUUCAGAAACUCCGCCAGCGUAUCAAGGAGAGAGACAGAGCUCUGGAGCGUGCAGUGGACGACAAGUUCCGCAGCAUGGAGGAGAAAGAAGAGGAGACUCGUCGGCUCCAGCUGCUGCUCAGAGAGAAGGAGAGAGACCUGGAGAGGCAGCGCUGCGUCCUGGCCAACAACGAGGAGACCAUCUCUAGCCUGGAGGUGCUGGUGCGUGGUAAGGCUUUGGAGCUGGAGCAGGUGUGUGAUGCCUGGAGGAAUGUCCAGCGGCAGCAGCAGGAGAGCGAAGAGAGACAUAGCAGCGGUCUGAGAGAGAGAGACGGCAUCAUCACCCAGCUGCAGGCGGCACUGCACGCUCGCACGCAGGAGGCCCAGGAACUUCGUUGCACUCUACUGGCUCAGAUCCAAUCAGCUCCCAGGGACGUCCUGGAGGAGUUGAAGGUCCGCCUCCAACUCAAAGAUCGCCUCUUCCAGGAAGUGCUGGCCGACCGGACCCACCAGGCCCAGAACCACCAGGAGCAGAUCCAGGAUCUGCUCAGAACCAUCAGCUCCAGGGACCAGUACAUUCAGGACUCUGCUGGCCGGCUCAGUGAGGUGAUGACAGAGCAGACGGGGAGACUCCAAGAGCUCCGCAGACAGCUGAGCUCAGGUGUUGUAUCGAGGUCAGACUCUGGACCAGACUCUGCUGUGGAACUCCAGGCCCUGCAGGACGAGCUGCGCCUGGCUCUGAGAAGGGAGAAGGAGAGCCAGGAGCUGAGCAGGAGUCAGGCUAACAGAGUGGACUCCCUCACCAGGACUCUGUGUGUAAAGGAGGAGAUCAUCAGGGACUUCCAGAGGCAGAUGGUGGAGCCCUCCGGUCUCCCGCUGGUGGAGCGGUUGACCCAGGAGGUUCAGGAGCUUAGGGAGAGCCUGGUCCAGCGGGACGGUCCCCCAGCAAGAGGCCCCAUCCUGGGCCGGGACCGGCCCAACAGCAGGCAGCCCGAGUUUGGAGGACUGAGCUCAGAGGAUGAAGACGAGGCUGAUGAUGAUUUGAACAGCGAGUACACUGAGAGCAUUGAUGAAGAGGAGUCCAAACUGAGGGUCCAGUUUAUGGCCAACACCAAGGGUUCUGGAGGCACAGGAAAGCCUCCAUCCCAGGAUGUGUUGUUUGAAGGUCAGGGACUGAUGGAGGUCAAACAGCUGGUGGAGCAGAAGAGGGCGGUGGAGAGAGAGCUGGGAGAGCUGAAGGCUCAGCUGGAGAAGGCCGGCUUCUCCUCACUGUCACAGAUGAGGAAAGCUCUUUUCAGCCUGCAAGCAGAGAACAGAGAUUUAAAGCAUCAUCUGACUGAAGGGCUGCAGCCCGGCAGCACGAGCAGUAAUGAACAGAACGGUGAAGAGGAGGAGGAGGAGUUGGAUGUGACCAUAGAAGGGGUGGAGGAGGAUGAAGAGGAGGAGGAAAGCUCUGAGAUGUGGGACGCUUGGGAUGGAGAGCUGUCUCUGUCACAGACCAACAUCCAGACCGGUGGUGAGCAGAGAGUCAACAGACCUGAGUCACUGCACCUGCUCACCAACUCCUCACAGGAUGUUCUAGACAGUGAGCUGUCAGCCAGUCAGCAGCAGGGCGCCGUGUCCUCAGUGACGUGUGAGAAGACUGUUCGUCUGCAGCAGAAGAGCAAAGAGCUGCAGGAGAGGCUGAUGGUGUCUGAAGCUACAGUCCAGGCUCAGGCCGAGCAGCUCAAAGACUACAGGGAACUGCUCACAGAGACAGCCGUACAGCAGGACAGUAAGCAGAUCCAGGUGGACCUGCAGGACCUGGGCUAUGAGACCUGCGGCCGCAGUGAGAACGAGGCUGAGAGGGAGGACACCAGCAGCCCGGAGUUUGAUGACCUGGAGAUGUGCACAUCUCUGGACUGUGGGUCCCAGUGGUGGCCUGCCAACAGUAGCAGCAGCUCCGCCUUCACUAAAACCACCACCCAGAGCUCUGGUGAUGGAGACGAGAUGUCGUCUCUUCAGCGCCUCGUCGAGGACCUUCGCUCCCAGCUGUCCCGCUCUCAGGGAGUGAUCCGCGGGCUCCAGAGCCGGCUCCGCUCCCUCUCCACGUCCAGCGACUAUGGACCCUCCACACCUCGCAAGGUCAACUGGUCCUUCCAGGCUUCGCCUUCCCAGAGUGGGGCAGAGGACGACGAGGGUUGGCAGUCAUCCGAUGGAGGUCCUCUGGCUUCACCUCGUCACCCUCAUCCAGAUAAGGGCCUGCAGGAGCUGGUAUCCCGCGUGGACGCACUGGAGGACCAGCUGAGGAAAGGAGGCAAGAAGUCUGUCAGUGAGGACGUAAAGUCUGCCACCUGGCCAGGUAAAUUCGACACUCUGAUCCAGGCUCAGGCCAGAGAGCUGUCUCACCUCCGCCAGCGACUGAGGGAGGGUCGAGGCGUGUGCAACAUCCUCACCCAGCACCUGGGAGACACCACCAAGGCCUUCGAGGAGCUGCUGAGGGCCAACGACAUCGACUACUACAUGGGCCAGAGCUUCAGGGACCAGCUGGCUCAGAGCAGCGCUCUGGCACAGCGAGUCAGCGCAAAGAUCAGCGGACGAGAGCAUCCUGAAGAUCCAGAUGAGAAGACAGAGCUGCUCGCCAUACGACUUAGUAAGGAGCUGCAGCAGAAGGACAAGGUCAUCGAGUCUCUCCGCGCCAAACUAAACCAGCACCACCACCAUCAUCACCCUCAUCGCUCUGACACGCCCUGCAGCAGCCACGCCCUCUCUGACACCACAGACCAGUCGGAUCGCAUCUCCUAUGUGUCUGACGAGCAUGGAUCCACGAACGAUGAUCUGGAUCUUUGCUCUGACAUGGACGCUGCCAGCGAGCUCGGUCAGAAGGAAACUCGGUCUUCUACCAGAGUCAGCACAGAUUGCCACUCUCACAGUGGCACCAUGUCACAUCAUUCGUCUGUCCCUCCCUCCAUCACCUCAUCCCACAGAGCCCAGUCCUGCCUCAGCUGUCCCAGCAUGCAUUGCCCCAGCUCGCCACACAAACCCGCAGACAUGCAGAGUCAGACAGCUCCAGCCUCAGUCUUCACCUCUACCCCCUUCCACCCUCCCCCCACCUGCUCCUCCACCCAGAGGAUACCUAUGCCCUUCCAUCCCCACCCCACAACCCUGCGCACCCGUUACCAAGGCAACAGGGGAGUGGGGUUUUCCUUGGCUGAGGUGCAUCAAGAGCUGCAGAUGUUACAGAGGCAGCUGGGGGACAGUGAGAGGUUUUCCACUCCCCAGUCCAAACCACUUCAGGGUUUCCCAUUUACCCACCAGCAGCCCGACUCCUCUGCCUUCCUGCCUCUCUCCUACCAUGGAUACCAGCCUUCUCCUUUCAGCAGCGCUACCAGCAGCAGUCUGGAUGCCAGCUCAGCAAUGAAAGCUGGGGCCAGUCUGCUGGAGAGCAGUGCAUUGUGGGAUUUGAGCUAUGGUACCGGACCGGUGAGACUUGGAGCUGACCUGUCUUCAGGAUCCUCAGGGUACCAGUCAGGCACCAGCAACACAGGUUCUGACCUGAUGAAGGAGCACCUGAGGGAGAUCAGGAGUCUGAGACAGAGACUGGAGGACUCCAUCCAGACCAACGACCGCCUACGACAGCAACUGGAGGAGAGAUUGGCUCGCACCGUCACUGAGAAAGGUGCUCCCACCAACAUCUACAUCCAGGGUCUGGACUCUGUCAGCCAGCUCUCCAGUGAGAUCAGACUUCUAAAAGAGGAGAACAUCAGUCUGCAGAACCAGCUGAAGCAGGCCACAAGAAAGAGCAGCAAGGAGGCAGAGCAGUUGAAGAAAGCGGAGCUAGAGGCAGAGAGGUGGGCGGAGCAAAGCAGGAAGCUGCAAGCUGAGGCUGAUACACACAGUGAAGAGAUUGCACAACUGAAACAGGACAGACAGAAGAACCAGGAAGCCAUCAACAGACUCCAGCAUGAGGUAAGCGUUCUCCAGCAGCAGCUCUGUGAAAGCCGCAGCAUGGUCCACUCUCUUCAGUGUGAGCUGCAGGUGUACCACAGAGUGUGUGGAGUCAACACAAACACACGCACAGCAGGUCAGGCCAGUCAAGAUACCAAACUUGGACUCAGCACUGCGACCUUUGACCCCAGAGAGCUGCACAUUCAGCUGGAGCAGCAGCUGAGCGGACAGGCUGACACACAGCCUCGAUCCAGAAGACAGCUGUUCAACGAAAACGUUCCCUCGCCACCUGUGAGAGACACUGGACUCGUCAGUCCUUCUUCUCCUCUACAUCCUGCGCAGAAACAUGUAGCAGAAACUGGAGCAGCUGAUCAAGCAGCCUCGGCCCUGCAAGGUCAAGCCCCAGAUGGCUCAUUUGCCAACAGUCAUGGCCGCCAUGCAGUGGGCCACAUUAAUGACUUCAAGGCUCUGCAGCAGCAAAUUCUGGAGGGCAGCGCUCUCCUCAACAAGAUGGAUGCUACCCUUUAUUCCCUGAGCACCCCACAGGAGUUCAGCCUUCAUCAGCCUUCAGACUCAGGUUCUGUCAGGAAGCUGCUGUCUGACACUAAAACCCUGCGACAGAUCCUGGAGGAGGCCGACUCUCUGCUCCGCAUGUUCUGGAGAGCAGCUCUGCCAAGCCACCAGGAAACCAAACAGGAUGAGUCUCUGAGGGAGGAGGUCGCCUCUCUCCGUCUGAGACUCUCAGAACAAGAGCAGGCUCUAAAGGACGCCAUGGAGAGAGUGAAGAGCUCCAACCGCACCAAAGAUAGCAUGGAGCACUUUAUAGUCAACCAACUGUCCAGAACACGGGACGUGUUGAAGAAAGCAAAGACAAACUUACAGGAGAACGAGCUCAGGAUUUCCUCCCUUCGCCGUGCCUCUUCCUUCCACAUCUCCCCUUCUCCCUCUUCUUUCUCCCCCUCUUCCUCUUCCUCUUCCUCACAGCCCUGGCCUAGUAAAGGUGAAAACACAGGAGGCUUCUGUGAACUCGCCUUCUCUCCUGGUUGGAGUGUCUUGAAGACUUCCUCCAUCUCCUCCUCCUCCUCCUCUGCUGUCUUGGGCCCGGCUCAGCACCAGCGCCCCUUGCAAUCAGCCUUCCUGUAGUGCACCAGCCCCGAGUUCCUCAUCAUAAUCUCAUUGUUCAAACAGAAAAUGCUGGAAAUUCUGGCUCUCUAAUUGGUUGGAGAAACAUUUCAGUUGAGUCACACCUGUCUGAGUGUUGAUGUAUGUUUGGGUUGUUAGAUUAUUUCUGCUGGUUCAUGAUGGUUUAAGAAUGUGAAUGAUUGUUAUUGUUUUAUUAUUGGCAUAAUGUGUGUAGGUUCUGAGGGCUUUUGUUGAAGCUAUCAACUGAAAUGUUUUUUUCUCAAUUAUAUGAGACCAGUCUGUGUUUGGCUGAAGUUGGUUUGUGAGUUGUAGCUUGUCAUUAAGCCACGUUUCUCAUUUUCCCCAAAUUCAACAAAUAUGAAAACAGAGCUAAAGCAAUGUUUGGGCUCUCAGAGACAAUUUGGUACAGGUUUGAUGAGUCUCCAUGAAAAGUUUUUAGUGUAGACCUGGUCUUAUGUGAUCUAAGCACAUGAGAAAGAGUGAAAUUUUCUUGUUUUUCCUAAAUCCAAAUAUGAUAUCAUGUCUGUGUUUGACAAUCAUAACAAGCACAUAAGAGGAAAUAAUCUCCCUAAACAUGUGAAUGAUAUAGCUGCCAAUCAGAGGCCGACUUCAGCCCCAUACUUCAGCAGGGAUUCAAGAAACAAAAAUCCACGUGAUGCCAGCAGGAAAGGGGUUUGGAAAAAGCCAAAACCAAACUGCAAAGUGCUUCCUCUCAGCCUCCGUCGAGGCUCAUGUUUGUAGUUAGCGUGUAGAAUAGUUGCAUGUGGUUUGAGAAGCUCGUGGAAACAAAGCCAUACUCUCUGACGGUACAUUAGAUAUGUUUUUGUUUUGUCCUAAUUGUACAAAAAUUGUCAUAAAAAUGGCCAACUACUGAUAACAUAUGGAAAAUACUAUAGAACUACAAAUAGGUAGUUUUUUCAGAUAGCUCACAGAUAACACACCAGUUUAAGAAUUUUUGCUCAUUGUCCUCAAACUCCAGAGUAUUACUGUUAAAUAUGGAGUCAGUUCUCUUGAGAUGGUUAAAAAGAAGCUAUGGGUCCAACCCAGUUUUUCCUGCUGAAACACUAACCUGCAGUGUUGGAAGGCCUUCUGAUGAAGCUGCUGUGACGUGUAGCCUCUAGUAAACCAGUGUUCAUAAAAACAAGCACAUGAUACAGACUGCACUCAUCCAGCUGCUCAGCGGUUUGUGUGAUGCCUUCACUAACCUAUCUGAUAAGAUAAAAGAAAAUAAUUUUAUAGUGCACGGUCCAAGAGAGAUGACAUUUCAUUUUGUAAACAGAAAAAUGGACCACACUUUUUUCUUUCCUUUUUUAAAUAUAUAUACUUUAGGUGUUUUUCUUUUUUUUUCCUUUUUCUUUUUUGCUAAAUUUAUGAAUGUCUUUACGUUUUAAUUUCCCUCAAGAUGACAAUCACAUCUGUAGAGAAACAUCUGUAUGUAAGAUAUCUUCAAAUCUUCUGCAGGAUAUGCGACGCUCACUGUGCAAAUGAACUUUUUAGAAAUUGGGUGUUUUACACUGGCUUAUCCAAAUUUUAUUUCUUUAUUUUAGUUUUUCUUGAUUUGUCUGUGUAGUAGGUUAGCUAUUUUUUUGUGCAUGAACUGGGGCUUCACUGCCCUCUGAUACUUUUACUGAAAUAUGCAAUUUUUGGGUUACUGUGCAAUAAUAGCCUUCGUGGUUGCUUUUUGUUGAUGUUUUAGGCCUGGAUAUUAAAGUGCCAUGUCAUUUGUUUGGCUCUGAAGCUGAAUUGAUUUAAACAAACUUACAUUUGGAUGAAUAUGUCCAGAUUUGUGACAAUCAGUUUGAAACUGUUAUAAUGGCCCACUCAUUUUUGGCUUAACAUGAGUCAAUUUUAUAUUCAGUGUGGGGAAAAGGCAAAGUUACAGCAUUAAAGAGCACUGUAAUGAUAUAUAUAAAAAAAGCAAUAACAUCGACCAAAGUGAACAACGUGUAUGUUGUCAAAUCAGGUGUAAAACAAUCAAGUUUAGAGAUUUUUUUUGUGUCAGUCCCCACAGGUCAAAGGUCAAACUUACUGUAGUGUCUUUCUCAGUGUCUGUGUGGUUUUAGAAACCACAUCUCAUGUAUGUACAUAUUAAAGGGAGUGUGUACAUUGAUGCAAGUAGUUUUGUUGCUGUUGGACAAAGACCAGCUGUAUUUCUAUGCAUGUUCUCUUUAUUUAAAAUGUUUUGGGGUAAAAGAAAAGAACCUUUUUAAUAAAAAAGGGUACAAAACAA